GGGAUUUGCAAUCUUCGUACCACUAACUUUGGACCUGGAUCAAGCACUCAUGUCAGUUGCUGUCUCAGCACCAGGGAAGGUCCUCCUCGUGGGAGGUUACCUUGUCCUUGACAAGAGUUACUCUGGCCUAGUAUUCGGGCUAAGUGCCAGAAUUCAUACGAUCUCUACGAUCUCAACUUCGGAAACUGGGGCAAUAGUCGUUAGGUCCCCUCAAUUUUCGAAUGCAACAUGGACAUACACACUGUCCUCCUCCGAGAAUGGGGUAUCUGUGAAGCAUGUUACGGACAAAAGUUCUUCAAACAACACCUUCGUCGAGACCACCAUCCGCUACGUGCUCUCAUACCUCUCCUUGCCCAAGAUACCCAGCAGCGAAAUCACAAUCCUAGCGGAUAACGAUUACUACUCCCAGCCAACCUCUGCCGUUCCGCUCCAGCGUUUCAGCAAUCAGAACGUCCCACUCUCCUCCGCCCACAAAACAGGUCUCGGCUCUUCUGCAGCGCUAGUCACUUCCCUAACAACCUGUCUCCUUCAAACGUAUUCUCCCGCACCCCUCCAACUCUCCACCCCCUCCUACUUGACAAAAAUUCACAACCUCUCACAAGUAGCCCACUGCGUAGCCCAAGGCAAAGUUGGGAGCGGUUUCGACGUAGCAGCAGCAGUCUUCGGCUCAUGUGUAUACCGCCGCUUCUCCCCGUCGAUUCUACAAGCGCUCCCGGAAGCAAACACACCCAGGUUCUCCCAAGAACUGAGAGAAGCUGUGGAUCUGAGCUGGGAUGUAGGGAUUGAGAAGACUAAGAUCCCAAAGGGCGUGAGGGUAGUUAUGGGAGAUGUUGACUGUGGAAGCUCUACUCCUGGAAUGGUCAAGAGGGUGCUCGCCUGGCGGGAGAGUGAGAAGGAGGCUGCGGGGGAGCAAUGGGAUGAGCUCGAGAGGGUAAAUCGUGGACUUAUUGACCUGCUUGGGCAACUGAGCGAAAGCAGUCACGAUGAUGUCAGAAAGCAGAUCCUAGAUAUCAGGAAGAAUAUCCGUGCCAUGGGAGUGGCAGCGGGCGUGCCCAUUGAACCGGAAGAGCAGACGAAGCUACUGGACGCAGUCUCUACGGGAGUCCCCGGGGUGCUUGGAGGCGUGGUUCCUGGUGCUGGCGGAUAUGAUGCCGUUGCUUUCAUAAUCAAGGAUGAUGAGGAGACAGUUACAGCCUUGAAGGAAUUUCUAGCAAAAUGGGAUGAUGGGAAAGUCAAGGCCCUCGAAACGAGGGAGGAGCAGGAGGGCGUUAGGGUGGAGCAGAUGAAACAGUACGAGGGGUUUGGGAACUACUUGAAGCUGUCUUAAUCAGCAAUCCUGGUAGCCGCAGAAGAAAUUUGUUAGAUAAUAUGAUAGCCCCCAGCAAGUGCCCAAGAAA
This is a messenger RNA of Tuber melanosporum (Perigord truffle), 1397 nucleotides long. RefSeq lists its product as uncharacterized. The coding region runs from base 50 to 1327 and encodes 425 amino acids. Lineage: Eukaryota; Fungi; Ascomycota; Pezizomycetes; Pezizales; Tuberaceae. Gene Ontology annotation, cellular component: peroxisome. Gene Ontology annotation, molecular function: phosphomevalonate kinase activity; ATP binding. The transcript is spliced from 2 exons. Gene Ontology annotation, biological process: isopentenyl diphosphate biosynthetic process, mevalonate pathway; ergosterol biosynthetic process. The record is from RefSeq and is a predicted model, not a curated record.